AUGACUUCGUACGAGAGCGCGCGGAGAAGAGGUAGGGAGAACACAGUGUCCUCUGCCCUAGAAGACGCAUUCAAAGAUGCGAACUAUAGGGCCGGUCAGUGUGUGAUCCAAGAAUCGGAGUCCACCUGCGUGUUCCGGCCUGGGAGCCUAGCGGACCGGGUAGACCUUGGGCGAUGGCAGAUGUGGAUAUAUGCGAUGCGCAACUACCCUCAGGUCCCCGCGGAGCCGAAGAAGAAGAACUUGUUGGCAAAGCCUGCUAGUGAGAAGGCAGAUGAGAUUUUCCCAUGUGAGGGGGCUAUUCUAGCCUCCUGUUUAGGAUAUGAGUCUGACAAGAUUCACAGCAUAGCCCAGCGGUCACCCGACAGGGAGAUCGCUCGCAGUGCCUUAUUAAAAGCUCGGAAACCUGACUGCUAUAAGUACAAUGAAGCGGCGUUUGAGGACUACGUGGAGCACAUCGUGAAUUUGUUCUCUGCUGCCCAGCUAGUAACAGAGGAGGAGGCGAGAGCUGCAGUCGAGAUUGAUUGCUCUGAUAUAUCACCAAAACGAAGCGGGAUCCCAUCUGUGUACUUUGUAUUUUUUGGCAAGCUAAGCCGUCCUAAUCCUCCCUCUCCUGAGGUGAUAUCACUAUUGGAUUCUCCAAUUUCAGCUCCGCUAGGAGACGACCAAGUAAGAGAGGAACAGGAAAGACUUGUGAGAGAGGAGCAGGAGCGGCUUGCACGACAGGAACAAGAACGACUCGCGCGAGAAGAACAGGAAAGACUUGCACUGGAGGAGCGAGAGACACUCGCACAAGAAGAGCAGGAACGGCAAGAACGGCUCGCAAGGGAGGAAUAA
Molecule: messenger RNA, 834 nt
Organism: Venustampulla echinocandica
Lineage: Eukaryota; Fungi; Ascomycota; Leotiomycetes; Helotiales; Pleuroascaceae
Exons: 2
Coding region: 1-834 (277 amino acids)
Source: RefSeq, a predicted model, not a curated record